Molecule: messenger RNA, 936 nt
Organism: Telopea speciosissima
Lineage: Eukaryota; Viridiplantae; Streptophyta; Magnoliopsida; Proteales; Proteaceae
Product: histidine biosynthesis bifunctional protein hisIE, chloroplastic-like
Exons: 5
Coding region: 48-911 (287 amino acids)
Biological process (GO): L-histidine biosynthetic process
Molecular function (GO): phosphoribosyl-ATP diphosphatase activity; phosphoribosyl-AMP cyclohydrolase activity
Source: RefSeq, a predicted model, not a curated record
AACAAAGACUGAAAGCGAUUAGGGAGAACUUAACUAUAGUGUUCUUGAUGGCAAUCUCCUACUCUCCCUCGUCUCUAAGAUUUACUGUGAAGGAACAUGUUUUAUCAUUCCCUCAUGUUGAUGGUGGCAGAUUUAAUAACAAGAAGAAAAACUGUUGUUUGGUCUAUGCUUCUGCUCCAAGGUCAGAGAAAGAGCUUCUUCUUGAAUCAAAGGUUGGGCUAUUGGUAGACAGUGUCAAGUGGGAUGAUAAAGGUUUAGCGGUGGCAAUUGCUCAAAAUGUAGACACAGGAGCCAUUCUGAUGCAAGGCUUUGCAAAUAGGGCAGCCCUCGCUAAUACCAUUUCAUCACGGAAGGCAACAUUCUAUAGCCGGUCACGGUCAUCUUUAUGGACAAAGGGAGAGACAUCCAAGAACUUUAUAAAUGUCCAUGACAUCUUUCUUGAUUGCGAUCGUGACUCUAUAAUAUAUCUUGGGAAGCCUGAUUGUCCUACAUGCCACACGGGUUCAGAGACAUGCUAUUAUACAUCAGUGUGUGAUUUCUUGAAAGGUUCACUGGAUUUGAAAAAUAAGCUUUUGUCAACAACUUUAUACUCAUUGGAGUCCACAAUUUCCAUGCGUAAAGCAGAAGUAGGAGCAACUGAAAAUGAGAAGCCAUCAUGGACAAAACGGCUGUUGUAUGACAAGAAGUUGCUGUGCUCUAAAAUUCGGGAAGAGGCAGAUGAAUUAUGCCGAACAUUGGAGGAGAAUGAGGAUAAGUCGCGCUCGGCUGCAGAGAUGGCAGAUGUGCUAUAUCAUACCAUGGUGCUACUUGCAGUUAAAGAUGUAAGAAUGGAAGAGGUUCUUGAACUCCUUAGGCACAGAUUCUCUAAGUCAGGCAUUGAGGAAAAGAACAGUAGGAAAUCAGGUCAUUGAACCUGAGCACACAAUGGAGCACUGA